GAAUAGAAAACAAGCCUAAAGUUAGCGAAAGCAAGAAGGAACGUUCCAGUGCAGUCUAGUGCAGGAAUAGAAAACAAGCCUAUGCAUUUGUUGCACCGGUUCAUGGUGGAACGUGGUGGAACGCAGCCAUUAAUCUUUAACCUGUCAAUUUUUGAGUUUUGAGUAAAGGUAAAGGUUAAGAAUAAUGGCAGCCGGCCCAAUUGCGGAACGUAACCAAGAUGCAACAAUAUACGUUGGAGGUUUGGACGACAAAGUUACAGAAUCCCUUAUGUGGGAAUUAUUUGUUCAAUCGGGACCUGUUGUUAACGUACACAUGCCGAAAGACAGAGUAACUCAAAUGCAUCAAGGAUAUGGCUUUGUCGAAUUUAUGGGAGAAGAAGAUGCGGAUUAUGCUAUUAAAAUCAUGAAUAUGAUCAAACUUUAUGGCAAACCUAUUCGCGUAAACAAGGCUAGUGCACACCAAAAGAACUUGGAUGUUGGAGCAAAUAUAUUUAUAGGGAAUCUUGAUCCAGAAGUAGAUGAAAAAUUAUUGUACGAUACAUUCAGUGCAUUCGGCGUGAUUUUGCAAACACCAAAAAUAAUGAGAGAUCCCGAGACAGGUAACUCGAAAGGCUUUGCUUUCAUCAAUUUUGCUUCUUUCGACGCCUCUGAUGCCAGCAUCGAGGCGAUGAACGGUCAGUAUCUGUGCAAUCGACCAAUCUCGGUAUCUUACGCUUUUAAGCGUGACGCUAAGGGCGAGAGACACGGCAGUGCCGCCGAAAGACUUUUGGCUGCGCAAAAUCCGUUGAGUCAAGCGGACAGACCACAUCAGCUGUUUGCGGACGCGCCACCUCUGGCGCCGCCACCGAUGCCGAAUUCGAACGCGAAUGCCCACCAGCCGACUCAUCAUCCUCAGCAUCACGUGAUGCAUCACGGAAUGGUCGUGCCACCGCCACCGCCACCGUCCACUCCUGGACCGCCGAUGGGUCAUCCGCCUCCACCGCCCGUGCCGCCGCCACCGUCCGGCGGAUUUCCACCGGCGAACAUUCCACCGCCUCCUCUCCCCCCGAUGUCGAUGGCGGCGCAUCCUCCUCUACCACCUGGUAUGCCACCGCCGUUGCCACCUAUGCCCGUGCCGACUUCUCAGGCGCAGUCGGCUGCCUCCAGGAUGAUGGCACCACCACCGCCGCAUUGGGCUGUGGGGGCACCGCCACAGGGACAAUUUCCACCGCCUCCGCCGCCAUCCUCCGCCGGUGGUCCACCCCCACCGCAAUUCGGACAGUAUCAGCCUUCACCGCCGAGACCUCCGGCCGCCUGGCGGCAUCCGCCACCGCCGCCCGUUUCGCAGGGUGGUCCACCACCGCCACCGCCACCUCAGUUUCGACCACCCUUCCCGCCGAGAGGACCGCCGCCUCCGCCACCGCCACACGACGGCAACCAAUAUUAAUUUAAUAAUUUAUCACUCAAUUUAUACUAUAUUGUAUGGCUAAUGACACACACACACACACACACACACACACACACACACACACACACACACACACACACACACACAAAUAAUGUACUUUUACUUUAUAAUUAUCGACAAAUUUAUUAUCGGUCGAGA
Molecule: messenger RNA, 1585 nt
Organism: Solenopsis invicta (red fire ant)
Lineage: Eukaryota; Metazoa; Arthropoda; Insecta; Hymenoptera; Formicidae
Gene: Spx
Product: splicing factor 3B subunit 4
Biological process (GO): positive regulation of mRNA splicing, via spliceosome
Cellular component (GO): nucleolus; U12-type spliceosomal complex
Molecular function (GO): RNA binding
Source: RefSeq, a predicted model, not a curated record